AUGUCUCAAACCUACCGCUCUCUAACCAAAUACCUCACCUUCGCCAACCUGGACCAGUACCAAUGGUGGCAGCAAGCCGGCCCAACCCUCUCCAAACUCCUGUCCACGGCCAACUAUCCCGUCGACCAACAAUACCAAUACCUCCUCCUACUAGGCCUCCACGUCAUCCCCAUGCUGGGCCCCUACCCUUCCUCCCAACGACCAGGCCUCUACAAAAGCCCUAUAGGAGGUAUUGGCACCCUCGAACUAAGCCAGAACUUCACCAAAGAUGCCAACACCGUUCGCAUGGGUUUCGAACCGGUGCACUACACCGCAACAACAGGCCAAGACGAGUGCAACCAGCUCAUCAUGAACGAAACAUUAAUGAAGUUCAAGCGACUAGGCGCAAACGUCAGCCUCUCCCUUUACCAUUCGCUAGUGUCCGAACUGACCCUAUCCGACGCGGACUUGGGUAUUCUCCGCGAGAAAGACGAGCUGAAGAAACAGCCGACGAAGUCCCAGCAUGUGCUGGGUGUUGACAUGAAGGGCGGCGAGGUGCUGGUCAAGGUGUAUAUAUAUCCACAGCUCGCGGCUAUUGCUCGUGGGACGCCCGUCUCGGAGAUGAUAUUUGCUGCCCUGGAGAAGGUAGAUGGUGGUCAGCUGGGGGAAAGCGGAUGUCUUUCUGUCCUGAGAGAGUUCAUUGCGGAUGAGAGGGUGAAUCCGGCAACGACGCCCGUUACUUUUUUAUCGUGUGAUUUGCUGGAGCCUAGUCAUGCUCGGUUCAAGGUCUAUCUGGCGGAGUUCCAGUUUGAUUUUGAGACGCUUUCUCGGAACUGGACGCUUGGUGGGAGGUUGGCUGAUGCUGAGACUAUGAAGGGGUUGGAUAUGCUUCAGGAACUGUGGACGGCGUUUGAUCUACCGCUGGGACUGAGAGAGCCUCCUAAACCGGGUAAUUCGCCGGUUCGGUUGCCGUUUUUGUAUAAUCUUGAGAUGCAGUCUGGGAGGAAGUCACCGAAGUCGAAGGUUUAUUUCCCGUUGGCGGAUGUUAAUGAUCUCGACAUCGCGAAUGUGCUGACUGGGUUCUUUGAGAAACAUGGGUGUGCUGGAUUGGCGAGGUCUUAUACAGAGAAUUUGGUGGAGUAUUUCCCUGGCGUAGUUCUCAGAGAGAGCGUUGGGUUGCACGCAUGGUUGUCUUUCUCCUACUCGGAAAAAACUGGGCCUUAUAUGACGGUCUACUACCAGUGGCCAGACAGCUUCAACCAAGGCCAUUUGACUGCAGUCAACCCCUAA
Molecule: messenger RNA, 1269 nt
Organism: Aspergillus alliaceus
Lineage: Eukaryota; Fungi; Ascomycota; Eurotiomycetes; Eurotiales; Aspergillaceae
Product: aromatic prenyltransferase
Exons: 2
Coding region: 1-1269 (422 amino acids)
Biological process (GO): alkaloid metabolic process
Molecular function (GO): transferase activity, transferring alkyl or aryl (other than methyl) groups
Source: RefSeq, a predicted model, not a curated record